CUCGCGCUAGUUUUCAUCGGACUUCGAGCGACGGAGAGAGAAGACGGAAGAACGGUGUGGAGAUCAGAAGCAUAGGAGUCGAAUGGACGUUUACAAUAUAGUAGGCCUGAAAUAACUGAGCAGUCGAUCUAGUGACCAAAGACAGCUCCAAGCUACUAGAAGAGAGAGAGAUGGUGGAAUCCGGAUUGGUCUUCAAGCGUUAGGGAUGGCGUUGUUUUCUUAGCGUCAAGAAACGUAAUUAAACCUGUGUAUUUUACUAGGGCUUUUCAACCCAAGAGUUCAGUUCUAUCACGAUGAUGCCUGUGUCCACAACAUGAAACAAAUUCAAGCACAUCCUCUCCUCAAGGCUGAAAAAGACAUGUACACUUUAACCAAAUCGUUCUCAAUUACUUGUUUACCUUACAGUAUUCACUGAUUAUUUUAUAUUGUGCAGAAGUUCUGUUUGUAGGUUAAAAAACGAAACUAUAUUGGUGGUUAGUAAAAACUGAAGACAAAUACAAACAAACUUAACAAACUAAAGGUGCUGACGAUAGAAUUUUGUUUUUCUACUUGACAGUUAAGAGAAUUCAACCUAGAUAAAGUGAUUUAUUGGAUCUUUGAUAUGAAUCCUAAAAGCACAGUUAUGUGUGUUGUUUGCCUGUUGUUGAGAGCACUGGUCGUCAGUACUAUAUUAUGGUUGGCUGUUUACGACUUGGGUGCCAGUGCACUGAAAGCCCACAUUCCAGGGGACAUCAUCUUUGGAGGGCUUUUCCCUAUUCAUAAGAAAAACGCAAAAAGCAAAUGUGGUCCAAUUAAUAAGGAUCGUGGCAUUCAAAGAACGGAAGCAAUGUUAUUCGCCAUCGACAAGAUAAAUCAGGAUCCUUCCAUUCUAGGGGACAUCAAACUUGGAGCUAUCAUUCUAGACACAUGUUCCAGUGACAGUUACGCCCUCAACCAAUCCUUGGAGUUUAUCAGGGCGUCCAUCAAUACCGUAGACUCUUCAGCUUUCGAGUGUCAAGACGGAACUCAUCCCAAACUAAAGUUCAGUAAUAAAGCAAUUAGGGGGGUGAUAGGGGGCUCUUACAGUGAGGUUUCUCUUCAAGUUGCGAAUCUACUUAGACUCUUCCGAAUACCUCAGGUCAGUCCAGCGUCUACUGGUACCUCACUUAGCGACAAAAGCAGAUACGAUUUCUUUGCUCGAACUGUUCCUCCAGAUACCUUCCAGGCUGUGGCUCUAGUAGACCUUGUGCAACUAUUUAACUGGUCCUAUGUUUCACUUGUGUCCUCAGAAGGUCAAUACGGUGACUCAGGAAUGAAAGCAUUCCAACAAGAAGCGCGUGCUAGGAAUAUAUGCAUUGCCGUGAACGACAAGGUUCCUCAUUCGGCCUCAAAAGCAAAAUUUGAUGAGAUUUACAGAAACUUGUUAACUAAAUCUAAUGCUAGAGGAGUAGUGCUUUUCACAAGAGCAGAAGAUUCGCGAGGAAUUCUUGAGGCUGCCAAACGAACCGGUUCCGUUAACACGUUCGCUUGGGUGGCUAGUGAUGGUUGGGGAACACAGGACAAACUAGUUGAAGGACUUGAGGCCGUUGCUGAAGGUGCCAUUACAGUCGAGUUGCAGUCCAAAGAAAUAAAUGAAUUUGAUUGGUAUAUGAAGAAUCUGACUCCCUUAAACAACCGAAGAAACCCUUGGUUUGAGGAGUAUUGGGAAGAUGUGUUUUCUUGUACGCUCCCUCAUAAUGUAAACCAUCAGAUUAACAACACUGUACUUGUAUGUUCGACUAAUCUAAGACUAGACGAAAGCGUUGGUUAUAAACAAGAGUCUAAAGUUCAGUUCGUCGUAGAUGCAGUCUACUCUAUUGCCCAUGCCCUCCACAGAGUCUGGGAAAACUUGUGUGGCCCUUAUGGAGAAGGUUAUUGUGAAGAAAUGAGGGAAUUAGACGGUGGUGUCCUCUAUCGAGAUUAUUUGCUUAAUGUUUCAUUUAUUGAUUUAGCGGGAAGUGAGGUGAAGUUUAACCACCAGGGAGACGGAUUAGGACGCUACAUCAUUUACAAUUAUCAGAGAAUAGGUAAUUCAUCGCUGUUUGAAUAUAAAAGACUAGGACGCUGGCUUGACGGACUGCAUCUUGACCUAGACGAGGUGGUAUGGAACCAGGGUAGGAGACAAAUCCCAGUGUCCAUCUGCAGUGCUCCUUGUGGAGUAGGAGAGGUAAAAAAGAUGCAAGUAGGAGACAUUUGUUGUUGGAUCUGUUCGAGCUGCAAACCAUGGGAAUACGUUCUAGACGAGUUCACUUGCGCGGACUGCGGCCACGGACGUUGGCCGUACGCGGACAAGGCAAGCUGCUAUGACAUAACUCAGCAAUAUAUGCGGUGGAACUCGUAUUUUGCCAUUGUACCUAUUGGAGUAUCUUGCCUGGGCAUCUUUCUGACAAGCACUGUUAUUAUUGUUUUCCUCCAGAACAACGACACACCGAUUGUCAAAGCAUCAGGGCGUGAACUGAGUUAUAUGUUGCUCACUGGUAUCCUGAUUUGUUUCUUUAUGACCUUCGUCUUGCUAGCUAAGCCCAGCAUGGUGAUCUGUGGGCUACAACGUUUCGGUGUGGGCUUCGGCUUCUCUAUAAUCUAUAGCUCGCUAUUAACCAAGACGAACCGUAUUUCUCGAAUCUUUGACAGCGCUCGCAAGUCUGCUAGUAGGCCUAGUUUCAUCAGUCCCAAGUCCCAAGUGGUCAUCACGUUAAUAUUCAUUGCAGUUCAGGUAAUCGGAACGAUGGUGUGGUUUGUGAUAGAGCCACCGGGGACCAAACAAUAUUACCCGGACGGAAAAAGAAACCAGGUUAUACUGAAGUGCAGAAUAAAAGAUUCCAGCUUCCUGAUAUCACUAGCGUAUAACAUGUUUCUAAUAACUAUCUGCACAGUGUACGCAGUAAAGACACGAAAAAUCCCAGAAAACUUUAACGAAUCCAAGUUCAUAGGAUUCACUAUGUACACAACUUGUAUAGUAUGGCUAGCAUUUGUACCCAUCUAUUUCGGCACAGGAAAUUCUUUCGAGGUUCAAAUUACCACCCUCUGCGUAUCGAUUUCGUUAAGCGCCUUUGUGGCGUUGUUCUGUCUGUUCUCGCCCAAGGUCUACAUAAUUGUGUUUCACCCUGACAAAAACGUACGCAAGCUCACGAUGAACAGUGCCACUUAUAAAAAAGCUCCGACAAGUAGUACGUGCGGUACAACCAAUCAUGGCAGUUCAGCAGAGCAAGUGAAACUGACAGUCCAAACCACACCCUCAAAAACUCAGACAGAAAGUGAUCGUGACAGUUUGGCUUCUUUGUGAACAACAAACACGCGUAAUAAAUGUGCUUCCGAAGAGAGAGAGAUCUGUACGAAAGUAAGAUUAGUGGAUGCGAAGAGUAAAUAACAAAACAGUGUUAUAAAACCUUGAUGUUAGUGAUAACUUUCUUCAUAAAAUUAACAAAAGACCGGAGGUUUUUAUGAUACAUCUUGUCCGUCAGAGAUUUUCUGAUAAAACGCUUUCGUUCUAACGCUAUUACAUUCUAUCGGAAUGUAGAUUCUUUUUCAGUUCAACCAAAAGGGGCUCACCACACGGCAGACAUUAUAAUGUUUAAUGUUAUGAUAUUCAAACAUAAGAUAUUUUUAAUUAUUUCCUAAUAUCAGUGGUUACUCAUGUUAUGUCAUCCUCCAAGUCUUCCCCUUUGGAAUUCAAGCACGUAAUCCAAUAGAUGAAAAAAGCCAGUGAAGAAGCUUCUUGCCACCAAUGAUGUCUGUAACAACGAGAUCUAUAAGAUGUGAAUGAGGUCUCGUAAAAACCUUGGAUAUUUGUACUAAUCCUUAAGGAAGGUACUCAUUUUAAGCCCAACUUUGUCUCUCUUGUUUCAUCUUGAAUAUGUCUCACUUAAAUACUUUGGCGUAAAUACUUUGAAAUAAUAGACAAGGCUUUAUCGUUUGAAGUCUUUAACAUUUUUAUAGAAUGAAAUAUGUGAUUAAUUUGACUGAGCACUACGUUCCAGUAAAUGAUUUAGGUUUUUAGAUGGCGCUCUUUAGAUUACUGAAUCAAUUGAAAUACUGUGCGAAAUUAAAAGUUUGUAACUAAAUGCUUACUACUUUAUCAUUCAUAGAGUAAACCUAGUAGUAGGAUGCAAAUGAUUGCUUACUACUUUAUCAUUCAUAGAGUAAACCUAAUAGUAGGAUGCAAAUGGUUGCUUACUACUUUAUCAUUCAUAGAGUGAACCUAAUAGUAGGAUGCAAAUGGUUGCUUACUACUUUAUCAUUCAUAGAGUGAACCUAAUAGUAGGAUGCAAGUGUUUUUUUUAAGAUGGGUUCUCUAAUUUUUAGAUUUUCAAACUUUUUUAUGUCUUGUAACGGUGAAGACAGUGAAGAUUUAUGUGUAAUGACAAUAAACAUUUGUCUUUUGUGAAUAAAAUGGGGCUCAUUUGCAAAAGACCAUCUGUUUUUGUCACGCACGAGGCCUAUAAGCUGCAUAUAAUUACGUUUUAAAAGCUUAUUGAACAUUAAAUCUGGAGAUCUAUGUGAUUUCGUAAUGCCUCUCCCUCUCUUUUUAAAUCCAAUUUAUUGGCUAUGAGGACAGGUAAUUUUGUACUGAAAAGGAACCUGGGCUCAUAAGGUUGUUUGACAAAAUACAUUUAAAGUCAAAAUAAAACUAAAUGAGAAGAAUUCUCGAAGAGUGCUUGAAUGUAAAUAUUGUAAUUAUAUAUAACUGUUCUGUCCGUGUACAACAACGUUCGUGGACAUCACAUGGUGCGUGCUCCAUUGAUGUUUCCCAGCACAUCAUUUUGGGCUUUUGUUGUUUGUAUCUGUCAAUAUAGGCAGCAUCAUAUUAUUUAGGUUUCCUACACAACCAGAGACGUUCACUCGCACAUCCUUUUGGCCUUUGUUGUCACGUUACUUUGUUGACUGUACUUGUGUAUACAAUCGGUAGUGUAUUAUUUAGCUGUACACAUCUAUACAACCAGGAAAGUUUACCAGCAUAUAAUCUGGUCUUUGUUGUAACAUUACGUUGUUGCUGUAUUGUGUAUACAACAAGCAGUGUAUUACUUGGUCGUACGUUACGUUAGUUAUGUUGACUGUAAUUGUGUAUACAAUAAGCAGUGUAUUAUUUGGUUGUACCUGUCUAUACAUCCAACAGUGUUUCUCAGCACUUCCUCUAGUCUUGUUGUCACGUUAGUUAUGUUGACUGUACGUCUAUGAAAUCAGUAACGUUUACCAGAACAUUCUCUGGUGUUUGCUGUAACGUCACUUUUUUAGAUGUACCUGCCUCUACAACCAGCAGGGUAUUGUUAUAACGAGAGUCAUUAGAAAAUAGAUUGUAAUCAAACGUUAAUUCAUUUCACGAUUUUUGUGAUAAUUAAGUUGAUUGAAUAGAGUUACCACAUUAUGUCAUAAGAGCCUGGGCCAUCAAUCGUAUUAUAUCGGAAAAGGUUGAAUGUCUGUAGUUUUUGGUUAAGAAGGUAUUAUAUGUAGCUAAACAGGAAAUAAUAAAAACAUGUUCUUUGGCUGUGAA
Molecule: messenger RNA, 5506 nt
Organism: Limulus polyphemus (Atlantic horseshoe crab)
Lineage: Eukaryota; Metazoa; Arthropoda; Merostomata; Xiphosura; Limulidae
Product: metabotropic glutamate receptor-like
Exons: 5
Coding region: 602-3301 (899 amino acids)
Biological process (GO): G protein-coupled glutamate receptor signaling pathway; regulation of synaptic transmission, glutamatergic
Cellular component (GO): membrane
Molecular function (GO): group II metabotropic glutamate receptor activity
Source: RefSeq, a predicted model, not a curated record